UCAAAAAUUAAAAUCGGGUCAAGGGUAUCGGCACCCCUCUCUUUCUAUCUAACUCACCAUUUUUCCUCAGCCGCAGGUGCUCUGCUCUCCACCAUCGCUUCCACCUGCAACCCUUUCCCACCACCGUCUCCCCCCUGCCUUCCGUUUCUCUGGCCACUCAUUUGGUCUAGAUCCAAAUGAAUCUGACAACGAUGGGAGAACUGCCCUGCAUAUAGCUGCAUCAAAAGGAAACGAGAAUUGUGUGCUACUGCUUCUGGAUUUUGGAGCGGACCCCAACAGCAGAGGCCAAAAGCAACGAAGGUGCUCCUCUCUUAAAUUAUAUAUAGUAGCCACCCUCACUCUAGCCUUUCAAGCUAGGAAAACUGAAAUAGUGGUAGCAAUCAAGUAAAUUAUCAACUAGCAAAGUUGAAACUUGGAAGCCGGAGAGGGGAGUCACCAAAGAAAGAGAUGAAGCUCAAAUUGUUUGUACAUCGUCUAUCUCAGCCAUCCCGUGCAGUUCUCAUCUUCUGCAAGUUAAAUAAAAUAGAGUUUGAGGAAGUCCAAAUUGAUCUCUCUAAAGGCGAGCACUUGUCUCCUGAAUUUAAAGAAAUCAAUCCCAUGCAGAAGGUGCCAGCCAUGGAAGUGGAUGAAGGAUUUAAGCUCUUUGAGAGUCAUGCAAUUCUACGAUUUCUGGCUUGUGCUUCUCCUGGAGUUGCAGAUCAUUGGUACCCAGCAGACCUGUUCAAACGAGCUGAGAUCAACUCAGUUUUAGACUGGCAUCACGCCAAUCUACGACAUGGUUCAGCUGGAUUAGUCUUCCAUAGCAAACUGGCACCACUUUUUGGUCUGCCUUCGGAUGUACAAGCAGCAGCUGAUUGCGAAAAAGUGCUCUCAGCUUCUCUUGCAAAGAUCGAGUCUUUUUGGCUGAAGGAGGAAGGACAAUUUCUGCUGGGAAAUUCCAAACCUUCAAUUGCAGACCUGAGUUUGGUCUGUGAAACCAUGCAACUUGAGGCCUUGGAUGAGAAGGUUCGUCAACGGUUAUUAGAUCCACAUGAGAAAGUUCGGAAGUGGAUGGAUGAUACAAGGAAUGCAAUGCAACCUUACUUUGGAGAAAUUCAUGGCGUCCUAUUUCAAUUGAAAGACAAACUAAAGGAGAUGGAGUCUGAUGAGUGAUGAGGCAAAUUAAAAUAAACUGAUAUAUAGUCUGCUUAAAAUAAAACAGAUGCGGCAUUGCAGCUAUCUGUUUAGUUCCCUCAGUAUGAUUUCCAGGUUCUUUAAACCUUGAACAACCAUAUGAUUACGUGCAACGUUGUGUAAGUUUGAGUUACA
This is a messenger RNA of Coffea arabica (coffee), 1308 nucleotides long. Its product is annotated as glutathione S-transferase T1. The record is from RefSeq and is a predicted model, not a curated record. NCBI's taxonomy places the organism in Eukaryota, Viridiplantae, Streptophyta, Magnoliopsida, Gentianales, Rubiaceae.